Messenger RNA from Sinocyclocheilus rhinocerous, 1075 nucleotides. RefSeq names its product L-aminoadipate-semialdehyde dehydrogenase-phosphopantetheinyl transferase-like. NCBI's taxonomy places the organism in Eukaryota, Metazoa, Chordata, Actinopteri, Cypriniformes, Cyprinidae. The record is from RefSeq and is a predicted model, not a curated record. The coding region runs from base 227 to 907 and encodes 226 amino acids. Gene Ontology annotation, cellular component: cytosol. The transcript has 4 exons. Gene Ontology annotation, molecular function: holo-[acyl-carrier-protein] synthase activity; magnesium ion binding.
UGUGGUUUGGAACCCAUGUGCAGGCGUACCAUAGAAAGCAAAACAAAUGCUACAAAUUGCAUAAGACAAUAUAAUACGCAAUAAUGAUGACUGCAUAUUAUUAAUUAAUAUUGUAAUAAUGAACCGCAACUUUAUAAUAUAUAACAGCUGAUAAUGAUGCGUAUUUCUACUAGCAGUACUAUAGGAUAAUAACAGUGGUUGUCAUUGACUGUUGUGGUUGUCAGGGAUGGACGGGGUCCGGUGGGCGUUCCGCUGCGGUUCGUGGGUACCGACCCGUUCCGAGUGGACCCUGGCGGCCCGGUGCGUUCAGCAGGAGGAGAAAGAACGGAUCGCGCAGUUCGUGUUCGCCAAAGAUGCUAAAUCCGCCAUGGCUGGUCGUCUGCUGAUCAGAAAGCUGGUGUGUGAGAAGAUGGGUUUUGCAUGGGACGGGUUUCGGCUGGAAAGAACAGCGCGGGGGAAACCGUUCUUGCCACGGACCUCAUCCACCCCCGGCGUCACCCACUGGAACUUCAACGUGUCCCAUCAGGGAGAUUACGCCGUGCUGGCAGCAGAACCGGGAGGCCAGGUGGGCGUAGACGUGAUGAAGACCAGCAGACCAGGCAGCAGCUCCGUACAGGAGUUUUUCCGGAUCAUGAAUCGUCAGUUCACGUAUCUGGAGUGGAUGAACAUCCGGAAGGCCGGAUCGGACUGGGACCAACUGGACAUGUUUUAUAGGCACUGGGCGCUAAAGGAGAGCUUCAUCAAAGCGAUUGGCACAGGGCUGGGCUUCGAUCUGCAGAGGGUGGAGUUUCACAUCUCGCCCAAUCAGAUGCGAGAGGGGCAAGUGUACCCGCAGACACAGAUGUACCUGGACAAUGAAGUAGAGCACUGGACAUUUGAGGUGUGUCUUAUAUACCAGCAUUACUAACUAUUCAUUCAGCACACAGGUUCAUCCUCUCAGGCCAUGAGACAGCCGGAUAUGUGUGUGUGUGUGUGUUUCUCAUGGUCUCUGUGUCUGUCAGAGCGUGUGAACGUGACACAGAUCACAGACGCUUCUCGCUUCCUAGAUAGAGCUCACGUUCUUCAUUCCUCUGGA